AUGAGAUUACGAAUACGACAUGCUAAUGGCAUUGCUACACUUAACAAUGUAUCCAAUGAACAAACUAUAGCUGAACUUAAGCAGCAAAUCCUUCAGACCUUACAACUCUCUUCUACUUAUGGCAUUCAGAUCUCUGGAGGAUAUCCACCUAAGCCUAUUACGGAUGACACCUUGGUUAUUCAGAGUAGUGGUUUAAGGGAUGGUGACACCUUGAAUGUUAAGAUAACCGAAAGUACUGUGCAACAGGUAGAAACAACAAGCAGUGAGUCUUCUCUCAAGCUUGUCAAGGAAGGCGUUGUCCAGACACCUAAUGGAUUUUUGACAUUAAGGACAAUGGAGGAUGAUAAUUCAUGUCUAUUUAGAUCCAUUGGCUACGUAUUGAGCAGAGACACCAGCAUAGCAAAUGAAUUAAGACAUGUUAUAGUUGAAAGAAUCAAAGCUGAUCCUAUCUCAUAUCCUGAUGUCCUGUUGGGCAAUCGUUUUAAAAAUUCUUCUCUUUUAGAAAAGUAUAUUCAAUGGAUCCAGAAGCCUACUUCUUGGGGUGGUGCAAUAGAACUGUCUAUAUUCUCAUCCUUCUUUAAUGUCGAAAUUGACAGCAUUGAUGUUCAGACAGGCAGAAUUGACAAGUUUGGGGAAGGAAGCUAUGAUGAAAGAGUGCUUAUUGUUUACAGUGGCAUACGUAAUGAUAGAUAGAUAGAUAUAAUUUUUAUCACUAACAAUAGCAUGGUAGACUACGACGCUUUAGCACUUUCUCCGGCCAGCGAUAGUCCACCAGAAUUUGAUCAGACACGAUUCCCAGUGACUGAUGACUAUAUCCUUGAUGCCGCUAAAGAGAUUACUGAAUCAUUGAGAAGAGUAAGUUCUCCUUUUUUUU
This is a messenger RNA of Rhizopus microsporus ATCC 52813, 874 nucleotides long. Its product is annotated as OTU-domain-containing protein. The coding region runs from base 1 to 693 and encodes 230 amino acids. NCBI's taxonomy places the organism in Eukaryota, Fungi, Mucoromycota, Mucoromycetes, Mucorales, Rhizopodaceae. Gene Ontology annotation, cellular component: cytosol; nucleus. Gene Ontology annotation, molecular function: cysteine-type deubiquitinase activity. The transcript has 9 exons. The record is from RefSeq and is a predicted model, not a curated record. Gene Ontology annotation, biological process: endoplasmic reticulum unfolded protein response; protein deubiquitination.